GGUACUCAAGGCCCGGUGUCAACAACCCUUGCUGGAUGACUGUGACCGUCUCAGUUAAUUAUGGCUAUAACUUUAUAACUACAAGCCCCUCAGCCUCCCCGCGGUCAUCAUGGCGCCGGGGAUAACAUCAAUAGAUCCCAGUUCUCUCAAAGGACUGCUGGCAGAACAUCAAGACAUAUGCACCUUAGAGUUAACAGCUGUCACAGGACUAGAAGAGGUUGCAGCAGAGGAGUGUCAGGAGAAGCUGGGCGUUAACUGUGUUAUAGCCAGAGGCAGAGUGUUUAUUGACAUACAUGUUCAGCAAGUUCCAGAGGUCUUUAAGCUUCGAUCCAUUGACAAUGUCAAUGUUAUACUACAGAUGGUCACUAACUUCUCCUUCCCAGAUAACAGGGAGCAAUGCUUUCAGCAGCUGUACAAAUUUGCAGAAAAACCUGACUGGAGGAAGGGUAUGAGUGUGUGGAAAAAUGUCUUCAGUUUUCCUGAGGAACCCAUUCAAGAGGUCAAGGCCCUGAAUAAUGAUUAUUGUAAACCUCGUCCUGAUAUUGAUCUUAAGAGGAUGAAAUUGACAUCACAAAUAAUUGACAAUAUCCCUGAAGGAAUAUUGCCACAACAUCUGAAGAAGAAACGGCAGCCUGAAGAAGAACAAACAAAUGCUGAGAUUAAUUCUGCGGUUACAGACACGACCGUGGAGAGUGAAGAAGAUUCCUCAGAGAAGCAAAGGGUUCAAGCGUCAGGCCCCAAGUUUAGAAUAUCCUGUAACAGGACUGGGACCAAUCACAAUUUUGGGAGCUCAGAAGCUGCUCGGCAGUUUGGUGGUGCUGUAAAUGAGAUGUUUGGUUGGCCUGUAGACCUCUCCUGUUUCGAGCUAGAGAUUCUGCUCUAUAUUGACACAGAAUUUGUGUAUGUUGGAGUGUGCCUUACCAGAGAGCCACUGUUUAAACGCAACCUCACCAAUUUUGGGCGUACAAACUUGCGCUCAACCAUCUGUUACAACAUGGUUCGCUUGGCAGCACCACAGCCCGGGGAGGUGAUAGUAGACCCGCUGUGUGGUGGAGCAACUAUACCCAUGGAGGGUAGUCUCACGUACUCUAAAGUGUUACACCUUGGUGGAGACAACUUCGGACAAGCCGUGAAACGCAGCCGAGAUAAUAUUGAUUAUCUAGUGAAGAAAGGGAAAUCUAUGCCCAUUGAUGUUGCACAGUGGGAUGCAGCCAGACUGCCUCUCAGGAACCAGUGUGUUGAUAUCAUCGUGUCAGAUUUACCUUUUGGAAAACGCAUCGGUAGCAAAGGAGAUAAUCGUGUCCUUUAUUACAAUUCACUUCUGGAGAUGGCAAGGAUAACCAGAACAGGAACUGGUCGGGCAGUACUGCUCACACAUGACCGCAACAGCAUGAUGAGGAAUAUUAAGAGAGUUCAUACCCUCUGGAAAAGUGCUACUUCACGGACCAUUAAUAUUGGCGGACUUUCUGCUGUAAUUUAUAUAUUACAUCGAACCGCUUUACUUUUUGACCCAAACUUGAAAAUUGCAUCAAAGACUCAUAAGAAACCCUCUGAGCCAGGUGAGUUUUGAUGUGUAAUGAAACAUUUUAUCUUUACCAAUGUAAUAGAAAGCAAUUUUUAAUAAAUAUAGUUAUGCAGUA
Molecule: messenger RNA, 1640 nt
Organism: Homarus americanus (American lobster)
Lineage: Eukaryota; Metazoa; Arthropoda; Malacostraca; Decapoda; Nephropidae
Product: THUMP domain-containing protein 3-like
Exons: 10
Coding region: 110-1570 (486 amino acids)
Biological process (GO): tRNA methylation
Molecular function (GO): tRNA (guanine) methyltransferase activity; RNA binding
Source: RefSeq, a predicted model, not a curated record